AAAAGGAGUUAUCGAUUGGGAGAGGCUGAAAAGCUGAAAAGCUGAAAAGCAACGACUAUUACGAUCCAACGUGCUUGUGGAAAUUACCAUUGGGGACGCACAUAGAUACCCCCAAACGUGUGUCCAUUUUGGUUAGCCAAACAAAGCAAAGCUGACAGAAAAAGAAAAAAGAAAAAAAGAGAAUGAAAAAGGAAGAAAGAGAAAGAUCUUUUUCAGGCCACAAAGAGUUUGUGGCUGAAAUUGUAGGUUGCUUCUGAUGUGGCACCUCUACCUGCUUCGCCGGAUCAACAACAAAACGCACACUCUCACACAACGUACAAAAACAAAAAAAGGAGCUUUUUUUAUUAACGAAAUAGGGAAAAAAGGUAACGGAAAUGUCGGAGGCUAAAGACCCGGCGAUCAAGCUCUUCGGGAAGACGAUCCCGGUGCCGGAGAUUCCCGCCGAAGCUCCGGCCCUGUCUUCCGGCGAUGUUGUCGAUGACAGUGCUGAACAGAGUCACGCUUCUUCCACCAACUCUUCCAGGGAGUCUCGUACCAACAGAGAUGCACCAGAGGUAGAUUUGGAUAAGGACACAUUGGGAGAAAAACCAACUGAUAAUAAGAAGGAAGAUGGAGCCCCCACCCAAUCAUCAGAAGAGGUCACUAAUCCAGAUGCUGCCUCUGGAACCUGUGAGGAAUCCAUUACCCUGUCGACCGAGAGGGAGGCUACUCCAUUGAAAACUUCAAAGACUGAAGAGGAGCAGGGUGAGACAAGUAAUUCACAGGAUAAGAACCUCAAAAAACCAGACAAAAUACUACCAUGUCCUCGCUGUAAUAGCAUGGACACUAAGUUCUGCUACUACAAUAACUACAACGUCAACCAACCCCGCCAUUUCUGCAAGAACUGCCAGAGAUACUGGACUGCUGGGGGGACCAUGAGGAACGUUCCUGUAGGAGCUGGUCGCAGAAAGAACAAGAAUUCUGCUUCUCACUAUCGCCAGAUAACUGUUUCUGAAGCUGCAAUCCAGAAUCCUCGAACCGACUUGCCAAAUGGGGCAUACCAUCCUUCCUUGAAAUGCAAUGGUACAGUCCUUACAUUUGGAACUGAUACACCCUUGUGUGAAUCAAUGGCAUCUGUUUUGAACCUUGCUGAUAAAACCGUGCACAAUUACACAAGAAAUGGAUUUCAUAAACCUGAAGAACUAAGAAUUUCUGUUCCCCUUGCCAGUGGAGAAAAAGGGGAUGAUCAAUCCAAUAAAUCCUCGAUCACCUCCACAAAGUCAAUGGAAGGAACAAGCACCAAUGGACCCCAAGAACAAGCUAUGCAGAAUAUUCAAAACUUCCCCCAAGUUCCCUUCUUUUCUGGAACCCCUUGGCCUAUCCCAUGGAAUCCAGUGCAGUGGAGCUCACCAGUACCACCACCUGCUUUUUGUCCCCCAGGAUUUACUGUGCCAUUCUAUCCUGCAGCAGCUUAUUGGGGCUGUGCUGUGCCAGGCGCGUGGAACAUCCCAUGGCUAGCGCAACCGUCAUCACCAAAAGUUGCAAACCCAAACUCUGGCCCUAACUCCCCAACCUUGGGUAAACAUUCAAGGGAAGACAACAUUCUCAAACCAAAUGAGUCAGGUGGCGAGGAUGAGCACAGCAAAGAAAACAACAAAGAAAAGUCCUUGUGGGUUCCAAAAACUUUGAGGAUUGAUGACUCGGGAGAAGCAGCAAAAAGCUCUUUAUGGACAACACUUGGGAUUAAAAAUGAUAAGGCUGACUCAAUUCCUGGGGGAGGACUCUUCAAAGCCUUCCCUUCAAAGAAUGAUGAGAAAAAUCAUUCAGUGCAGGCCUCACCGGUGUUGCAGGCCAAUCCAGCGGCGUUGUCUAGGUCCCUUAACUUUCAUGAGACCUCAUAAAUGUGUAGCUUAUAAAUUUGUAAUUGACUUGUGUUUUAGGUGCAGCAAACUGAUUUGGCAGUGUUCAACCGGUCCCGAGGGAAACACAAAUUGUAAAGCACUAAAGCCACAUUGGUUCACCAGCCUUGUUUGUAAGAAGAGUUAGUUCUGUUGUCCGCCAACUGAAGAAAGAGCAGUGGAUGGUUCUUCAUGCAUUUCCUUCCAAGGUGAAGGAGUAUUCUUGUGUUUGCAGAGUAUCUCUCCUAUCAUAGGUGACAUCUAGGCAGUUUUACCCUCUUCCCUUUCAUUCAGAUGGUUUUCUUAGUUCAUGUACAUAUACAUAUAUAUAUAUAAGUUCAUAGUGAGAUAUAGUGAGUUUGUUUUCCUAGACAUAAUAUGUAUAUAAAUAAGAAUGAGAAUGAGAAUUCAAAUUGAACUUCUUCUUCUGGUUU
Cajanus cajan (pigeon pea) is the source of this 2311-nucleotide messenger RNA. It is a transcript of the gene CDF2, whose product is annotated as cycling DOF factor 2. Gene Ontology annotation, biological process: regulation of DNA-templated transcription. The record is from RefSeq and is a predicted model, not a curated record. NCBI's taxonomy places the organism in Eukaryota, Viridiplantae, Streptophyta, Magnoliopsida, Fabales, Fabaceae. Gene Ontology annotation, molecular function: DNA-binding transcription factor activity; DNA binding.